AUGUCGGCCUCCCUCCCUCCUCAGUACUCUACCAUCGAUAGCAUGAGUAACACUUCCAAAAUAGGUAUUUGCUUGGGAGUAGCAGCAGCUGCAGUUGGGGCUGCUGGGGUCUUUGCAGCCUAUCAAUUUUUCAAAUCGGAUCGUCCCCGUAGUGGAUCCCUCCUGGCCGAUCCCGACAACCACCUUGCAGAAGAGGAGGUCCUACAGGGCCAUGAAGUCUUCAGACACGAUCGUCAGACUAAAGCCGUGAUGAUGGCCAACGCUACCAAGUUCCUCGACCUUAUGAAUACUAGGAGGUCCAUCAGAUUUUAUUCAAAGGAUGAUGUGCCUAUGGAUAUCAUAAUGGCAGCUGUGAGGACAGCCUGUACAGCUCCUAGUGGUGCCCAUCUCCAACCAUGGACCUUCGUUAUUGUCCAUAAUCAGAAGGCUAAGGACAAGAUACGUGAUGUUGUGGAGCGUGAAGAGCAGUUGAAUUACGACCGUCGUAUGCGUAGAAGCUGGGUUAAUGACGUUGCCCCUAUGGCUUUUCAGGUGGCCAAACCCUAUCUGUCGGAGGCGCCUUAUCUCAUUGUUAUGAUGAAGCAAUCACACAGGGUUGACCCUACUACGGGUAACCGUCAGGAACACUACUACGUUGAGCAGUCCUGUGGUAUUGCAGCUGGAAUGCUGAUAUGUGCAUUGCAUAACGCUGGACUGGUUACCCUUACCUCCACACCAAUGGGGGCAGAGUCGGCCAUAAGGAACAUCCUCAACAGGCCUUCCAAUGAGAAGGUCUACCUCCUUAUGCCUGUCGGGUACCCUAGCGAGGACGCUACUGUCCCGAAACGAACCUCGGCGAACCGACGUCGGGCAGAGGCUGAGACCAUCGUGGUAGUAUGA
Perkinsus marinus ATCC 50983 is the source of this 879-nucleotide messenger RNA. Its product is annotated as Iodotyrosine dehalogenase 1 precursor, putative. Bases 1 to 879 code for a protein of 292 amino acids. The transcript is spliced from 9 exons. The record is from RefSeq and is a predicted model, not a curated record. Gene Ontology annotation, molecular function: oxidoreductase activity. NCBI's taxonomy places the organism in Eukaryota, Perkinsozoa, Perkinsida, Perkinsidae.